AUGGCGGCUGCGGGAACCGCAGUUUGCUGGCAAACCAAAGCCAUUUACUUUGAGCUGGAGACUCAUAUGAGCAAGUCACGAUCGGUGUGGAUUCUUUAGGCAAUUACAGAGUUCGGCAAUGCAAAAGUGGGUAAGAUUUCUUUUCAGCCCCAUAUAUUUAUUCAAUUCACGGAAGUAAGUAAGUAGUACAUGUAAGCUUAACAAGCGCCAUAUUUAUAAGGUAUCAUCCACCCUCAAGCACCCUCAUCGCAAUGAUCGGCGUUAGCGCUUUUGCUUUUGAUGAAUACCCCCAUUAAUCGUACAUUUUAUGAAGGCUUAAUAGCUCCGGAUUAUUUGCUUAUUCCUUUUAAAAAAUCAAAAUAUUAACGCGAUUCAGAAAUGAUCGUGAGAAACUUUUUGUGAAAGUGUGCUACCGUAAAUUUAAGUCCAGGCCAGCCAACAAUAAACGGAAGAAGCCAAUUAAGAUCGCAUUCGCUUCUUAACACGUUUGACUGAAAAAUUCGGUCUCAGAUUUUUGUCAAGUGCGUUUGUUCUUUUGUUAAGCUAGGGAUUGCAAAUUAUUAGCACUAUAUCUGUGAAGAAAUACUCUAACUCGAAAACGAAAGAAGAAAUCAAAAUUGGCAGGCACAAAGUUUUUUAGAAAAAACUAUCUGACAGUAAGUUGGCCAAAUUUCAGCUAAAUUGGUUCACAGGUUGCCGACUUGGAGUUUAAAACGUACUCUCAACUUGCCCUGAUUUUCAUUUCGAGAAAACAGAGAGAAAAGAUUCUUGGCACCAUAUAUAACACCAAAGCUGUCAAUGUUGAUGCAUACCAGAGAAGGGACAACAAUAGUGACACAGCAGGAAAAGGUUACAAACGAAACCCGACAACAGAUGAACAAUUUAUUUCAAAGGCUCUGCUCUGUUCGAUUCUUUCUGUUGUUAAAAAAGCAUCAUUAAUAAUUAAAUAAUAAUUUAAUACUUGCAACAGGCAGUUUUGAUUUUUCACCGGACAAGCCAAGUUGAACCCAGCCCACUUUUACUCGAUACAUUUUUUAAAAGUUUGACACUUCCCUGGCAAAAUCGACAACAUACCGCUUCCUUGAGUUUUCUUGAAGCUUCUCUCCCACUACAUGUCCUUCGUCCAAUUUUUAUAUGAAGUGGGACCUCUCACGACUUCAUUGCUCAUUUGGCCACUUUGCAGCCUAAAAAGCUCACUCCGCUCACUAAGAACUCGUGAGGUCAACUUGUAGCUAGUCUACCACUACAAUAGCACGACCAUUUAACCUUUGCCACAUUUCUUCAGUCGAUGGUGAGGUAGUCUGAAUAGCAGGCGCUGGUUUGUUUUUUUUAGGGCGAAGAAAGAAAGCAACCAAUUCCGUGUAGUUUCAAGGGGUUUUUCAGAAGCUUUGUCAUCUUUUAGCCAUUUUUCUUGAUUGUAAUAGGAGCCCGCGUCGCUCUCUGCCAAUUUCGAAGCCCACUCUUUGCAAAACGAUUUUGUUGUCUUCUUUCAUCUCGGAGUCGAGUCCGAAAUGCUGCACCCAGCAACAUAUGUUGUAAACUUACCUAUGCAUUUUGAAGAAUAUUUUUUAUUUGCACAAUGAGCCUGACGUUUUGAAGAUCUCGUCAAUUCACUGGUCAAAAACCAAACUAUUUUGCAUUUUUACAAUAUUGCUUUGAUCUCCAAGAAAGUUUCACCUUUUCACUGGUAGGCAGGAUCUAGCAUGUACGCGUAUUCUCAUUGAUCGUAUCGCAUGCAGUGACAGUGGCUAAAGGUUGCUCUGCAUGCACAAGAUCUCAUCGAGUUCUGCUAUACUCUCAGUCUGCAGACUGGUUCAGAACCACUAAUUAAUUAAUUGUGACAUCCUUUAAAGCAAGCAAUUAUUAGUAUCAAUAUAAGAAGGAGGUAGAAAACAGGAGGCAAAAUAAUAAUUUUAAACUGACCUACAAACAUCAACAGCAGCCUUUGAUUAAACUUCGACUUCUACAAUGCAUCAAAUAAAGAGAACUUAACUAAUUUGCUACAACCUUAGUCAAAAAAACUUGAAAUAUUUCUGUUUUUUAGGCAUGCACAGUGCAGUCCCCUCGCCGCUUUCAGUUUUGUUACAGAGCGUAGUUUGGGAAAGCUUGAGAAGGGGGAGGCAGGGGAAAUUGACUGAGUGUCUCUACUUUUUUAUACCUCAGUGUUUCUGAGUCAAAUGUGUGAGAUCUUCAUCUUGUCAUGACUUGGAGUUCUGAAAAUAAAAACGUAUUGGUGACUUCAAAAAGAUUUCUGACAAUUUUCUGAAGAGUUCUGAACAUUGCUGAAAUUGUCUGAAGAUGUUCCAGCGAACUUUGAGAGCUUCCAAAGCUAUUUAAAAGUGACAAUUUUAGCUUGUUUUGUUUAUGGCACUUCAAAGUUGUUAUUCAGUGCCAUCAUUCACUGCAGGUAUACUAUUUUUCCGGGUUGUGGAUUAGCAUUCACACCCAGAAGUACAGGUCCCUGCAACUCCUCAUAGUGACAGAGCAAUAAAUAACAGGAAAAAAACUUGACAAAAUAGUCCAGUUGGUCUAGCAGAAAGUGUGGAGAAGCACUGCAGUAUCAUGUAUAGAACCAAAAAGAAUAGCUAACAUAUCAGAUUACAUUUACAAGAGCAUUGGAUAAUGUAGGGCACCAUUUCUUGUUUCUUACCAAUUGUCAUUGUCACUUUAGUUCAUAAAAAUGUUCAUUUCUUUAUCCCUUACAGAUAAUGCUUAGUGAUCAGAAGAAUGCCUAAAAGAAUUUAUCCAACAAGAAUAAAAAUUAAAGGUAAACGACCUAUAAAUUAUAGUUUAGUGGUGACCUUGAUAUAACAAAGGUUAAAAUGUAUCUAAAUUUGGUCUGUAAAUGUAGACCACAGACCAGGUACAAAAAUUAGAAUGCAGACUGAGGUCAAAACAGCUGAAAAAACAAAAAUCCUUCUACAUGUACCCUGUUUAUCUGAGUGCAUGGUCAGUACAGAGAAAAAUUGUAGACAAACUGUUUGUCACAUGACCUGGUUGACCGCAACUACUCUUUCAGCCACACAAACAGCAAAAUCUUCUCUUUUCAUUCUUUGCUGAUUUUAGAAAAGCUUUUGAUCGUAUACCCUGGCAGAACUAUUUGAUGAACUGAGAAAAGAAGGUUUUCAACGGUGUCUCUUAGAAGCAUGCACAUGUAUGAGUGCAUGGAUACAGGGCCCAAAUAUGUUUUGUACUUUAAGCUAAAUUGACUAUUGCAAAUGAGGGUAAAACACCAUAAGAAAAUUAGAAAUUAGGCUGUCAUUUCAAAUAACUACUAAAAAUACAGGGCACCCAUUUAUAACAGCUUCAGCUGAUGGGUUUACCCUGGUUAAAUAUGUUAUUAUUAUUAUUAUUAAAUAAAAAAACAGGAGAAAAGAGACAGAAAAGUCAACAGAAUACCAAAAAUCAUGUGGCCCUACAUUGUAUCAAUCCCUUUCUGUUUUUUGUUGGUUGUAUGACAGUAUUAACUACUAUUUUGGCUUGUUUGAAGAUAAACCCUGCAUCCUCACAGUUUGUUACUAAGAGUUGUUUUAAAAUAAUUAUUUUUGUCACAGUCCAGGCUUUUUGUACCUAGCAAAUCUGUACUAUGUACACUGCAUUUUGUACCCUGUUUGCAGUCUGUGGUCUGCAUUUUGAACUGACCAUAAAAAUUAUUUAAGAACUUUACAGGAUUAAAGUAUAGCUGAAUACAGUUUGAUACAUGUAGGUUGUGGAUCUUUUCCUUUUAUUAGGUUGUUAAGUAAGACUCUUUUCAGGUAUAAAUAUCAAAUUUGGCUAAGGUGGCAUUAUUUUCAAAUAAAUUUUUGACGUGACAUUCAUUAGAGUAAAAAUGAGGUUUGGGUUGUUGCCAUGGUAACAUGGAUGAUUGAAAACAAGCCUAAAAUUUUGAGUUUGUAACCCUCAUUUCUUAACCAAAUUGUAACAAACAGUUUUUGAAAUUUUAAAGAAAAUAGCUUUCUUGAGAAACUUGACUGUGUCACCACACUUCUUUCUUUAUUCAAAAUUUAUUUUAAGGCUUUCAUUGAUUCAGGAGUGCAAUAUGAAAAGUUUGUCAAAUUUUAAGGAGUUUAUUACAAGGUUUUGUUUUUUUUACAUUGUCUGUGAAAGUCGACAAAACAAAUGCUCUCACAUUGCUUCCAAAAAGUAGUACUUUGUGUUCUUUCAAUUCGGGUAGACUGCUAAAAUAGCCAGGGGUUAAUUAGGGCUGGAAGACAAGGCAUAACUAAGUUUGUGUGAAAUAAUACUGAUAUUAAAAAUGUAGCAAGAAAUGUUUACUUCUUCUAGCCUCCCCACAGCCUUCUUUUGGGGUUAUAAAUGUGUGACAAACGAACCCCAAAGAACCUCUGCGGGGAGGCUAUACUUCUUCUGGUCAAAGAGUAUUUCAGUAAAUUGUAUUCGCAGUUACUCUUUAAAUGAGUUCAUUGUCUUACUUUGAUAAAUUUUCUUCUUGGUUUACUUCAUGUAGAUAACAGAAGAGGCUGAACUGACACAAAGUGAGGACACAAAACUAAGAUAUUUAAAAUGUAAGUGCAGACUUGAGUGCUUAGAUUACAACCAAAAGAAAUAAAACCCUCCCCCAUCUUUCUCUCGGCAUACUUGACAUUUACCUUAAAACUUAUCUUAAUAAUUGAAAUCUCUUGUCAGAGAAAGUUCCCAAAAUCUUGGCAAAAUGGCUCCUACCUUGGUGGUUACAUACAUGCCAACUCUCCCGUAUUAUCCGGGAGUCUCCCGGAUACGACACCAAUCUCCCUGUCUCCCGUACGGGUCACCAUAUCUCCCGGAUAAAAUCAUCUUUUUUGCUUUUCUGUGCCUUAGUUUGAGAUUUAGCCCAUUUUUAGCUCAAAACUUGAAUUUUUCUUACACGUAGUAUGGUUUCUGGGGCAUUUUUGCACUUAUUUAGUCACUGACAAAUAUUAUUUCUGGCAUCAAAAUGAUGAUCGUGAAUUUUGAUGGUUUGUACUUCAUGUAAUACUUCAUAUAAUGUCCUCAGGCAUUCCCAUAUUUAUCGGGGGGGUUGAAAAAGAGAGGGUCUCCAGAUUCUAGUUCUCCAGAGGUUGGCAUCUCUGUGGUUACUCUUUUGUUUCUUGCUUUUAACAGUUUGGUGUCAGUUAAAACACUGGAUCAAUGUAUAUCAACUCGUUAAGAUAAUUGACUGAAAGACUCAACGUAAGGACAAGUUUUCUGACAGAAACUGGUAGUGAGAGUCUGCAGUGGUCAGAGGUAAGAACCAAAAUAGCACCUAAGUUACAGUGUACACUGUACCAUGGUACAUCUAUUAUAAAACUAAGGAUUUAUUAACAAACAGUGCACCAUCUUCGACUCCAUGAAUUAAAUAUAACAAGGUGUCUAGACUUGGAUUGGCAAAAAGUUUUAGCAUUUUUUUUCUGUUAGGGGUUUUUUACUCUAAAGUGUUCAAAUGAGGAAGGCAGGGUGCCAGAACUAUUCCGUCUCUGUCUGAAGAACUUUUGUUCUUGUUUCUAACCGUAAGACACAUUUUGGUACAGAUCUGUGUUUGUGUGAGGUUAUUUAUUUGAGGUCGUCAAAUACUAUGUAUUUUGAGAAGGGUUAAAAUCUUUCCAAAACAGCCACUGUCACAAAAAGAAAAUCACAGUCAGUUGUAAUCACUUCUUGUAUGACAUUAUAGCACAAUGUGGGAAAUGUAUGGUCAUCUGAAAGCACAGGUAGCCCAAGCUCACUAUGAGAGCCGUGAACAACAUUAUCCUACUUAGCUAAUUAAUUAUUCAUACAGCAAGAAAAUUAUAAGACGUUGUAUGGAGAAAUAUUCUUUGCUCACUAAAUUAGCAAAAUGUACAUUGAAUAUCGCUUUGAAGCUUACUUUUAGCGUCUUCUUGUUUUUCUUUGUAUUCUGACUGCAUUUCAGACCUCCUAGGCACUGUUUAAGGUCUUUUUUGGAGCGACAGUUUUUCACCCAGAUGACAGUAGAGAGAAGAGAAGAGAAGAGAAGGUUGGCAAACCUCUCUUGACCGGCUCCGCUCUCGGAGGCGAUAAAUUCCGUAACAUUUGCGACAUGGAGACGAUUCCGCCAGAAACAGAUGUUCUAAUAAAUAAUGCACAUUUUCCAUCAUUCAUAUCGCCAAAAUUCCCAUUUCGUAGGUCCUAAAUCGCCAACGAAGUGGGCAAUACACGGCUGAGGUGAGGCGAGUCGAGAGCAGACCCGCAACGGACUCCAACCGUCACGUCGACAAUUCAAACCGACGCGGGCUGGCGGGGUCAAAUUGUUCAACCGUCAAAGGACAAUUGGAGCAUUUAGCCUACUGGGCACAGUAACUGAUUUUUCACUUCUCACAUUAUACUCCAGGGUCGCGGAAGUCAAGCAUCGCGUGUGAUAGUGACAUAUAAUAUCAAAACAUGUCGCGUUGUUAAUGUUAAUGUUUUCUGCCAUGAUUGAUAGUAGCGUCAAGAAAUCCAAUCAAUACAAAAAUAGCUACUACAUUUGGAAUUCAUAUUUCAGAAAUAGUUUGCUUGGGCUGUAAGCAGCUGAUGUAUAAUUUAAUCUUAAAAUUGGUGUAGCUAAUGUGGCAGAAAUACCAAGAGAAAAUUCAAAGAAAUAUUUAUUUACAUAUUUCCUUUCCGUAAAAACACUCACAAUAGAUAAGAGCACCUGCCGGAAGAUCCUGUCCCCAAACUUGCUACUUACUGAAAAAGGGAGGAAAAAUAGCUAACAACUGUUUACAGCCGUAGUAAUUCUUAUUGCAAAAUUUUUUUCUAAAUCAUACAUAAAAAACCAUUGUCAAACGCUUUUUAAAAAGAAGAGUAGAGAUCAAAUCAUUAACAACGCGACAUGUUUUGAUAUUACAUGUCACUAUCACACGCGAUGCUUGACUUCCGACCCGGAGUGCAAUGUGAGAAGUGAAAAAUCAGUUACUGUGCCCAGUAGGCUAAAUGCUCCAAUUGUCCUUUGACGGUUGAACAAUUUGACCCCCGCCAGCCAGCGUCGGUUUGAAUUGUCGACGUGACGGUUGGAGUCCGUUCUUGGUCUGCUCUCGACUACGCCUCACCUCAACCCGUGUAUUGCCCACUUCGUUGGCGAUUUAGGACCCUCUGAAAUGGGAAUUUUGGCGAUAUGAAUGAUGGAAAAUGUGCAUUAUUUAUUAGAACAUCUGUUUCUGGCGGAAUCGUCUCCAUGUCGCAAAUGUUACGGAAUUUAUCGCCUCCGAGAGCGGAGCCGGUCAAGAGAGGUUUGCCAACCUUCUCUUCUCUUCUCUUCUCUCUACUGUCAUCUGGGUGAAAAACUGUCGCUCCGAAAAAGACCUUAAACAGUGCCUAGGAGGUCUGAAAUGCAGUCAGAAUACAAAGAAAAACAAGAAGACGCUAAAAGUAAGCUUCAAAGCGAUAUUCAAUGUACAUUUUGCUAAUUUAGUGAGCAAUGAAUAUUUCUCCAUACAACGUCUUAUAAUUUUCUUGCUGUAUGAAUAAUUAAUUAGCUAAGUAGGAUAAUGUUGUUCACGGCAUAGUGAGCUUGGGCUACCUGUGCUGAAAGAUGAUAGGAGAAUAGGAGGAUAAAAACAGGAAAUGUGGCAGUUCAAUGUUCUCAAUGUGGCUUGGUCACUGGAGCCAGCAAUAGCAUAACCCUUAAUUCAGUGAGCUACAUGUAGGUGUUGCAUGUCAAACUCAUGAACAUGGUUAAAUAAAAUACAGAAGACAGAAAUGAAUGAAAAACUUACAGUAAAACUAGGAAAUAAUGAAAUACAGAAAUACUAACAAAAGAAACUUACAAACAUGUGUAGAAAUGUCCAGCUGGCUCAAUGAAAACCGAUAGAAGGAAAAACAAAUGCAAACCUAAAUUCGAACAAACCUGGCAAUUUUGCCUGGUCCUGUGCCUAACCAAAAUACCGCUGGUUAAGUGAAACCAAAGAACCAAACUUUAACAAACAAAAAAUGAGAAAAUAAAAUAGAGGAAAAAACAGAAAAACAGAAACUACAUGCAGUCACUUUUAUACCUAAAAUGAGUAUCACGAGAAUUUAUCCUUAAAGUAUGCAUCGAGGACAUUAUGGAAGGGCGCCUAUAGAUUUUCAUCGCCUGCAAUAUCACGGGUCGCGACAAGCCUUAGUUUGUGUGCUCACAAGGAUACCAGCGCAUGAUGGCACGUUUCUAUCGGCGAGAUUCUGUAAUGAUUAUUGACUGCUUGCAAACCAAAGAGUCUCCAGGGUCUUUUCUUAGUGCAAUAAUGGCAGAGGCAGGACUUGCUUAAGAUCAAAGCAGGGCCAGAAACUCUAGUGAGCAUGUCAUGAUCGGGUUGGAUUAUUCGGCCAUUAUCAUUGGGUAGAGCAAUGCAAAACUAAUAUAAUAUUAUUUAUAACACAGCUUACAUAAAUGCUCUAUUGAGGAAGAAAUCUUCUUAGAAAACAAACUAUUCACAGGGAAAAUUGAAAUUAAGACAAUCCUUAAUUACAAACUGUAAAAUAAUAUAUAAUCAUUCACAUUUUUAAAGGUACAAAAUAAAAACGAAGGAGAAAACUGGAGCUGUGUGCACUGAGCUGUGCAGACGUGUUUUGUGUGCUCCAAUCUUAAUUCACGAAUUCUUCUCUUAUCCUGAACCUUCAUAUUCUGAAAACCAUUCAGUAUGACAGGUAAUGACAAGGUACAAAAGGAAAAUCAAACUUUGCGAAAUGAAAUUAAAGAAUUAAAGAACAAACUACAGAAAGUUAUUGAUGACCUGUCAAAGAGUCAACUUGGCUGACAGGCAGAACGUAUUAAUUAGAUCACUUAUUAUUUAAUAACUUCUGUGUUUUAUAAUUUUAUUUUUGGCUACAAUCUGCAAGGCUUUCUAAUAGUUUAAGGUUUUUGCUUUAGAUUAGAUAAUUGUGUUAUUCAUGUACUUGUCUUGCCCAGCCACAACUAGCUUUCCAGCCAUUUGCGGGGCAAACUAUCCAACUCUUUUAUUUUUGUACAAAGAAUAAAGUUGUUGUUGUUGGUGUACUAGUUGCACUCACAUUCAUGUAGAAUCACAAAACCAAAACCUUUAUAAGGACAUACAUGUACAGUCUGUCCGUAUACAUAAUUAACCAAGCAAAAUGCAAUGUUCAUUAUAAUAAUGUACAUUUUAUCCCUUACAGAUAAUAUAGUACAUGGUAUAUAAAGUGAUCAGAAGAAUCAACUAA
Porites lobata is the source of this 9123-nucleotide messenger RNA. The record is from the annotation of a GenBank genome assembly. Lineage: Eukaryota; Metazoa; Cnidaria; Anthozoa; Scleractinia; Poritidae.